UCACGGUGCGUUACGACACCGAAGUCUCCGUCGCCUGCGAUCAAACAGCUGCGCGAGACGUCCUUCGAAUCUGCCCGUGUCAGGAUGCCUCGACUCGUGCGGCGGCGGUCGCUCUGGGAGCGCAUCACGUCGAUGCUGAAUCCCAUGGACUUCUUGCUGUGGCUCUCGGAGGAGCUGGAGACGAGGGACUGGGACUCGAAGCUGGCGGGCACGCAGCUUGGCUUGGGCAUGAACCUCGUCUUCCUGGUCGCGCGCGCCAACUCCGGGGCGUCGUCGGAGUGGUCGGACAGCGACAUCUUCAGCGACGAGGCCACGCCCGGCCUGCUUUCAUACUUGACUUUCCCGAUCGUUUGGGGCCUCGUACUCUUCUCUUUCGUCAACGCGGCUUACGCCAUGACGCGAACGCGCAAAUACCGACUCUUCGAAGCAAACAUUGAACAAGCGCCGGCAACGCCCUCUGCACGACGAGUCCAGCUCCAAUCAUCCCCGGUGACGACAUCCUCGCCGCUGCGAUACCUCGCCGACAGGCUCACGUCGGAUUCUGCCGAGUCGCGAGCACAUCCGGAUAAGAAGCGAGAUGUGUGGGAACUCGCCGUAUGGGACCCUCUGCCCAUCUCUCUGCGGCUCGUUUGCUUGUUCAGCCCGGGGCACGUUCUGGCCUACCUCCUCUUCCUGCCGCUGGAGCCGCUUGAUCCCCAGCCCAGUGUGACUGUGUUCAACACCCUCCUCCUGCAGGUGGUGCUCUCUGGACAGAUGCUGUUCCUCUCCUCGCGGUUCGCGCAGCAGGCAAAAGACAACGCCAUCAUUCAGAAGGAAGUCAUGAACGAGUACAACACCAAGUUUGUUCAUCCGCGCAUUCACCCCGUCGUCCGAGAUGUGGGAACCCAAUUUGCAGCCGAGCACACCGCCAAGGGUCGUGGCUUCGUCGAGAUUGGCACACCGACAACCUUGAUCAGGAAGUCAUAUGCUACGCGGGCCACUUCUCAAGCCAGCGCCUUUACCACCCCGUUUAACAGCCGUGUCAGUGCCAUGAGGCCGCAGACUUUCAGCUCAACGGUUCCCAGGCACACGGAAGCCACUCCCACCACUUUGGACCAGCCUCGCUCUACUUCUACUUUCCGACAGAACAUGACGGUCGAUGAUGUUUCAACUCCAACCCCAGCCCCAACUACAAUGACGGCUCCCGUGCCCCUCUCGGCUACAUCCGCAAACAGCACCAACUUUGGGGGUAAUAUGGGCAUAUACAGUCACAACAAGUCACCUCUCAAGAAGUCUAUUAGCCUCGGCACGUUUGACGGAGCAGCCUCGCCCCGAAACUCGCGAGAGAUGGCGGCGCUAGAGCAGCAGAGGCAUUUAGCACAGCCCGGUAGUCCGACCAAGCAUGCCGAUUCGCAUCGACCCUCGAGCAUCAACGGCAGAGGCGUAUCAAACCCCUAUCCCAGCACGACGCCGAAUAGGUCAGCACAGCAAGACAGGUCUAUUAGGUGGUAG
Molecule: messenger RNA, 1491 nt
Organism: Trichoderma reesei QM6a
Lineage: Eukaryota; Fungi; Ascomycota; Sordariomycetes; Hypocreales; Hypocreaceae
Exons: 2
Coding region: 85-1491 (468 amino acids)
Biological process (GO): maintenance of rDNA; regulation of exit from mitosis
Source: RefSeq, a predicted model, not a curated record